AUGUCUGGAUUAUUUAAAGUUUGGAACAUGGAUCUAAACAGUGAAGAAGGCAGUUAACAUCAGAAGCUUGAUUGAGAAAGGUAAAUACCACAUGCUCAGACCGCGCUAUAUACUGAUCGCUGGAGCGUGUGGUCUUGGGUAUACAAGGUUCUUAUAGCAAAAUGGCGGCCUUCGCAACAUCAUUACAAAAAAUAUCACCGAUAUGGUGGAAAAACCGCCCCCAUCCCCCCAAAAAAUACUAAUAAAAAAUUUUAAAACUAGUAAAAAAAACCCGCCCGCCCCUGAAAAUUUGUGAGAGUGUGACACUAACCAAGUUUUUUUUUUAUUUGGCCUUAACAAAAUCAAAGCAAAACUUAACAUUCAAGUUAGUCAUUGAUAAUGAGUAAAUAUUAUAUAACUAUUCUUACUAACCAAAUUAACCAAGCAACAAUCAUUAUCUGUAUCUAUACUGAUCAUACUUGUUGAAUUAAUCGUCUAUAGUAUAAAUGAACAUUCAUGUCACUUCAUAUCUGAUAAAACACUUAUUAUAGUUUGUAACGGCGAACUUUUAAACUAAGUUUAUUUAGUACUAACUUGUACGUUAAAAAUUUUAAUAAAGUAAUAUAUUGUAACUGUAUAUAUUAGGACUAGUCAGUAAGUAACUAUUGCCGCGUGUUCAUAAUUCCAUAACACUUGUUGUUCAGUGCUCACGAAUGUAUGAUCAUUCGGAAUAAUUAAUAAUAAUCAUAAUAAUUUAGAAAAAGACCUUUGUUUCAAAUUUAUUUUAGGUAGGGUAAAAUUGGGGAUUACUGAUCCAGCAGGUUGCAGUGUAUUCGACGAAGCAGAUGGUACCGAAAUUGAUGAUGACGAAUGCUUGGCAUUAUAUGACAACACCCCGAUACUUAUAAUUGGAGCAGAAUGGAAACCCGUUGCAUCUCCUAUUCCAUCGCCUGUUGCCUCACUUGUUACAACAUCUGUUUCGUUAUCAGUUGCUAGCUCGCUGCCGACCACACCUGUUCCCUUCUCUGAUGUGGAAUCUGUUGUCUUUCCUAUUUCUGAAACGUUUGAUGCUGACGAUAGUACUUCAGAAACUUCGGUAGGUGGGUAUAAAAGUUGGAUAGAUCAUGGAUUUGAUAUGUUCACUUCAACACCAUGCACCACUGAAAGUUCGGAUGAAGGCAAGCCUGACGGAGAUUGUCUUCAACAACUUGAGGAAACUGCUCACGUACAACCAUUUCGCAACAAGUUGAUACUAGUUGUUCUACUGCACACAGAGACAGCAACAAAUGAAAAAAAUCUGUAA
Messenger RNA from Paramuricea clavata, 1282 nucleotides. NCBI's taxonomy places the organism in Eukaryota, Metazoa, Cnidaria, Anthozoa, Malacalcyonacea, Plexauridae. The record is from the annotation of a GenBank genome assembly.